Messenger RNA from Zingiber officinale, 719 nucleotides. Its product is annotated as transcription factor MUTE-like. Gene Ontology annotation, biological process: positive regulation of DNA-templated transcription; guard cell differentiation; stomatal complex development. The transcript is spliced from 3 exons. Bases 39 to 641 code for a protein of 200 amino acids. Gene Ontology annotation, molecular function: DNA-binding transcription factor activity; protein dimerization activity. Lineage: Eukaryota; Viridiplantae; Streptophyta; Magnoliopsida; Zingiberales; Zingiberaceae. Gene Ontology annotation, cellular component: nucleus. The record is from RefSeq and is a predicted model, not a curated record.
AGGAGGAAGCAGCGGUCGUCGGCUCGCAGCCAGCUGCCAUGUCGCAUAUCGCUGUGGAGAGGAACAGGAGAAGGCAGAUGAACGAGCACCUCAAGGUCCUGCGUUCUCUCACCCCAUCCUUCUACAUCAAAAGGGGAGACCAAGCUUCGAUCAUAGGAGGAGCCAUAGAUUUCAUCAAGGAGCUGCAGCAGCUGGUGCAGUCGCUGGAGGCCAAGAAGAAGCGCAAGAGCCUGAGCCCCAGCCCAAGCCCGCGGCCGCAGCAGCUGCGGCACGGCCACCAACUCACGCCGUCGCCGCGCACCGCGUCGAGCAGCAGCCCCUCGGACGGCGGCGGCGGAAGCAGCCUCGGUGUCGUCAAGGAGCUGGGCGCCUGCUGCAACUCGGCGGUGGCGGACGUCGAGGCCAAGCUGUCGGGCCCCAACGUGCUGCUGCGGACGCUGUCGCGGAGGAUCCCGGGCCAGGUGGUCAGGAUCAUAAGCGUGCUGGAGAGCCAGGCCUUCGAGAUCCUCCAUCUCAACAUCAGCAGCAUGGAAGACACUGUCCUCUACUCCUUCAUCGUCAAGAUUGGACUUGAAUGCCAACUAAGUGUUGAAGAAUUGGCUUAUGAAGUCCAAAGGAGCUUUUGUGAAGAAAUUAUGUAGCAAAUUAUAGUGCCUAUAUAUACUAAGAAUUAUAAUCAAUUAAUUAGUAAAAUAUAUAUCUAGUGUGGUAUAUAUUUA